Molecule: messenger RNA, 1981 nt
Organism: Rhizophagus irregularis DAOM 181602=DAOM 197198
Lineage: Eukaryota; Fungi; Glomeromycota; Glomeromycetes; Glomerales; Glomeraceae
Source: RefSeq, a predicted model, not a curated record
UUUUUUUUUUUUUAAUCUGAAAUUUUUUAUCAUAAUCAAUCAUUUUCAUUUUAAUUCAUUCAUUUACGUUAAAAUUUUUCUCUUAUCGUUUAAGACCUCGCACAAAUUUUAUUUGAAAAUAAUUACUUUUAAAAAGAUAAUAAUUUCAUAAUUAUUACGCUUUUCACUGAUUUCUUAAUAGAUUAAAUAGAAGGAAGCAACUUUUCGUAUUGUACGUAAAUAUACGACAAUGUCAACGAGAAUAAUCCCUCACUUACAUUGGUACCAUUCAAGGAGGAUUAACCCGAAAAGAGUAAUUACUAAUUCAACACCUAUCCUCAAUGAACAUUGUCUAAUACGAAUUUUUGAAUUACUUGCCGAGGACUCAAAUUCAUUAUUUUGUUGUGCAUUAGUGAGUCGUUUUUGGUGUAUAUAUGCACUUCCUAUCCUAUGGAGAAAUCCUUGGUUUUACAUCAAGAACUCGGGAACCGGUUCGGAUAGAUGGCGUACCGGAUUAAUAACGACGUAUGUCGCAACGUUACCACAAUCUUCAAAGGAUAUCUUAUCUCGAGCUGGAAUAAAACCACCAUGUAUUACUAAGAAUCCGGUUUUUGAUUACUCAUGUUUUUUAAAGGGUUUGCAUAUUUGUUCUUUGGAAGUUCAUGUUAUUUUUUGGAUUUUAUUGGUUACAGGAGUUACUAUUGAAAAUGGGAGGGUUAUAGUAAUAAAUCCUACUCUUAGAAAAAAAAUAUUUAUAGUUAUUCAAGAAUUAAUGAGACUUUUCUUUAGAAAAUCUAGCGUUUUAUAUAAUUUAAACGCAGGUUCAGGAAUUAUAGUUCCCGAAAUUUUAGCGAAUGUGAUAACCGAAAUCCCUGAAGCAAAGAAAGUUUUAAAAAAAUUAAGAACAUUCACUUGUGGAUCAACCGUUAAUACGACUAAAUUUAUGGCUAAAAUAGUAUCAACACUUUCAAAUUAUAGUCGAAAUAUUCAACAAUUAGAAAUUCAUCCAUAUGAAGAUAUAAAUGAAUUAUCUAAAUUAAUUAACGUUCAAAAAUAUUUAUCAACAAUAAGUAUGGAAGAAAAUCUUACAUCCGGAAAUAUUCGACAAAUAUCUUGGAAAAAUACAAACGGCGCUCCUUACGAAAUAAUUAAAAAAGCACAAUUUAUAACACGUUUAACUAUUGGUAGAAUGUAUUUUCCUAUUGAAGAAUUAUCAAAUUUUGUGAACCUUGAAGAAUUAAUUUUAUCAUCAUUUGGUGAUCAAGAUUAUCCACGAUCCAAAUGGAUUCAAUUAACAGGGGUUUCUUUAAAAAAGUUAAAAUUAUUUUACUUUUGUAGUGUUAAUUCAACAAUAUAUCUUGAUAUAUUUGCAAAUUUUAUUAAAAAUUGUAAAAAGUUACAACACAUUAUAAUACAUAGUCACAAGUUAUCAGAUCCUAAAAAUUCCGGAUUAUUGAUCGAUAAUAUCGCACAAUAUUGUCCAGAUAUUUUAUUAUAUGAGGGACCUAUCUUACAAGAAAAUAUAAAGGAAUUGACGAAAUUAUUACAAUCUUGUAAUAAAUUAAAAUCCUUACAUCUACGACCAUCAAAAGGAAUUUCUGAUACGAUAAAUCAAGCAACAUCACCAUCGAAUCAAGGAAAUACUACUGAUAGAAAGAUGAAUUUUGAUGUCAUAUUAAAGGAGAUUACGGAGAAACAACCACAAAGUUUACAUAAUCUAAGAAUAUCUGAUGGAUGGAAAAUAUCAGCGGAGGCGUUUGAAAAAUUUUUAGAAAGUCGUGAGAAAAUAUCUAGACCUGUUUGUUUUUAUUGGAACCCUACUGUUCAUUUUACAGGAAAAAUGGAAGAAGUUUGCAAGAUGUAUCAUCGAUAUGGAGUAUUAAGGCAAUAUGUUAGUCAUGUAUUUUAUUGAUAGAGUGAAUAGAGUAUAAUUAUUUCAUUUGAAUAUUUUUUGUAUUAUAUCAUUUCAUAUUAAUAAAGGUUUUUUUUUCUUCCUUUUUUU